Pseudocercospora fijiensis CIRAD86 is the source of this 1533-nucleotide messenger RNA. RefSeq lists its product as uncharacterized. Gene Ontology annotation, molecular function: transmembrane transporter activity. The record is from RefSeq and is a predicted model, not a curated record. Bases 1 to 1533 code for a protein of 510 amino acids. Gene Ontology annotation, biological process: transmembrane transport. Gene Ontology annotation, cellular component: membrane. The transcript is spliced from 5 exons. Lineage: Eukaryota; Fungi; Ascomycota; Dothideomycetes; Mycosphaerellales; Mycosphaerellaceae.
AUGUUCAUUGACACUUUCAUGUCUCUAGCUUCAUUUGACCAUCAAGGCGCUCCAAUCGAGCAGACCAAUACGCGAUCUUCAUCGCUACCGCUUUCCAGAGCAAGAACAAUAGCACUGGUUAUCACCUUGACUGGAGCGGCAUUCCUGAAUACCUUAUCAGUGCAGGCCUGCGUGAUCAUUCUCCCAACAAUCGGGCACGAUCUGUCGAUACCAUCUGCGCGACAGCAAUGGAUUGUUUCUGCGUACUCUCUCACUUUUGGUUGCUUCCUGUUACUUUGGGGCCGUCUUGCUGAUGUCUAUGGCAAACGAUUGAUUUUCAUUUGGGGCAGCGCAUGGGUGUGCAUUGUCACUCUAGUCUGCCCAUUCGUUCCGAACGAGAUUGGCUUCGACAUCUUUCGUGGUCUCCAAGGUCUCGGGGCGGCGGCGAAUGUUCCAACCGCCAUUGGCAUCCUAGGAGUGACGUUCCAGCCAGGUAAAGCAAAAAACUACGCAUUCGCGACAUACAGCGCAGGUGCACCUCUUGGUAGUGUCUUCGGCAACCUUCUGGGUGGUCUAGUCGGCCAAUACGCAACAUGGAAAUGGGUAUUCUGGAUUUUGGCGAUCAUGGCAGGACUGGUGGCUGUCGCAGGGCAGCUUGUCAUACCAGCACCGCGUAUACAGCCUUCAGAGUCGGAGCUGAAGAAUGCUGUCGACUGGCCAGGCGGAAUUCUGGUCACCGUCGGAUUGGUUAUCCUCAUGUUCGCUCUCACUGAUGGGAACGUUGUAGGCUGGAGCCAGCCCUACAUUCCAGUCUUGAUGGUGCUCUCGGUCUUGCUGGUGGCAGCUUUCGUAUUUUGGCAACUCCAUCUCGAGAAGAGAACUAUGCGAAGACCUCUCAUGAAGGUCACCAUCUUCAAGAACAAGCGGGUUGCUGCCGCUAUGGCGAUCAUGGGUCUUUUCUUCGCUGCCUUCAGCAACUUCUUGGUCUUUGCAACGUACUUCUACCAAGAGUACCAAGGGCACAACGCGAUCCAGACGACGCUACGCUUCAUACCGACUGGUGUUGUUGGCGUGAUGACGAUCUUCGUGACCUCGCAGAUUCUAGCCAGAGUCAAAAUCGGCUACAUCAUGGCGUGGGGCACGAUGCUCUUCGCAGUACCAAUCCCACCGUCGACAACUUACUGGGCAUGGGGCUUCCCGGCCAUGUGCCUUUCAGUCUUUGGCGCAGAUACCCUGUUUCCCGCACUGCUGCUUCUGACGGCGCACUCCUUACCGCGCGAAGACCAGGCCAUUGGAGGAGCAAUCAUCAACGCAGUCGGUCAGAUUGGUCGAGCCAUUGGGCUAGCGAUUGCGACGGCUGUUCAAGUUGCGGUCCAGGAGGGCAAACAAGGCUCGACGGCUGCAGCUGUGGAAGGUGAUGAUUUGCAUAAUUCGGCCUUCUUGUCUGGAUUGAGGUCGGCGGAAUGGUUCAAUUUCGCCCUUGGCUUAUUGGCAUUCUUGAUAGCGUCAGUAGCAUUCAAAGGCGCUGGAAAAGUGGGCGCGCACAAGAAAUAG